UGCCACCAGCCGGAGGAGGAGGCGGUCUGUGGCUCACCCCGGAUAGGCCCGCCCGGCAGCGUGGCCAACCCACGAGGAAGUCCUUGGGGGCCGCGCUCAAGGAGAGGGGCGUCACCUCCAGCACCGGACCCCAAAAGCGCCGGAACUGCAAGCGCCCCAGAAGGCAGGUGGGGCCUUAGCUCGAUCCGGAGGAAGCCCCGUCUUGCAACCCGCCGGGAGGGACCAGUUUUACGCGUCAGGGGCCAGCCCUGCUUGCAGGAUGCCUCGUCGGAGCACGGCGCUUCACCUCGUGGCCGGCGGAUUUGGCGGCACAGCCGGGGCCAUCCUGACCUGCCCGUUGGAAGUGGUGAAGACCCGCCUGCAGUCUUCCUCCUGGGCCCUGAAGCCCUUUUGUUUGCCUGCAGUCCAGCUGCAGGGGCUGAACGGGACAUUGGUCCGCCCUGAGCUGCCUUCGAUAGGAGUCCUUCGGCUGUUAAGAACCAUGCUGGAGAAGGAAGGCGUCCGUUCCCUCUUCCGUGGCCUUGGACCUAAUCUGAUUGGGGUUGCCCCUUCGAGGGCUAUAUAUUUUGCUGCUUAUUCAGGAGCUAAGGAGAAAUUCAACACCAUAUUUGCGCCAGAGUCCAAGAAAGUUCAUAUGCUUUCAGCAGCCUGUGCAGGGGUGACGUCUUCCACCUUGACCAGUCCCAUCUGGGUGGUAAAGACCAGAAUGCAGCUGGAAUCCAGAGCCAAGGGCGAGAAACACACUAGCGGCCUUCAGUGUGCUAUGCGCAUUUAUUACACUGAGGGCCUGCGAGGCUUUUACCGUGGGAUUACAGCCUCCUACGCGGGUGUCUCCGAAACCAUAAUCCAUUUUGUUAUCUACGAGGCACUGAAACAGCGGCUCCGAGAGCAUCAGCAAUUCCUGUCUCCAACCCUUCCCUUUUCACCCAGCAGCCAGGACUUCUGUGGGCUGAUGGCAGCAGCUGCCCUCUCCAAAACGUGCGCCUCCUGCCUUGCCUACCCACAUGAGGUCAUCCGGACCAGGCUGCGAGAGGAAGGCUGCCGUUACCGCUCUUUUCUCCAAACGUUCCAACUUGUGGUCAGAGAAGAGGGUCCCUCGGCUCUUUACCGUGGGCUGUUGCCCCAUCUGAUUCGCCAGAUUCCCAACGCGGCCAUUGUCAUGGUUACCUAUGAGCUGAUCAUUCACUUGGCAACAAAAAUGUGACUCCUGCCUGACCGUUGCUCAGUGCGCGUGGGUGUGGGUGUAUGCCUUUAUAUAACAGGCGCAUUUCCCCACUCCGUUGUUGUGCACCAGCCACAGCAAAAGGACUGGCACAUACUAGCCCGUUGGCAACACUUUGUCCUCAGGACUCAAUAACAGGUGAAGGUCUUUAACUCUGCUGAGUCUUAAGAUAUCAGCAGAUGAUGGAAGGAUCAGAGAGGUUGUUGGAAAAAUCUAGACCUGUCAAACAGAAGCGGCAGCACAGAAACGUGUACCUCAGGAAGCUACCAGAACUCCUGUUUUGCAGGCAGAUGGUUUUUCUAGUUGCCCCAGCAGGCCAGGCUCCAGCAUGCUGGUAGGGCAACGCAAGUGUCACACUCCACUUCCCCUGGGGCCUGAGCCAAGUGGGCCAGCUGGCCAAGAAGAGGCAGAGUUGGUUAAGGAAAACAGUGGAAAAUUCUGGUGGGAGCAAAUGCUGCAUCACAUGUUAUGCCACAGAGUAGAUCUCUUCUCCACCUGCCUUACUGUGUGAUCAGAGCCUGGGUUUUACAAAAAAAAAAACCCAAUGAGGUUCCCCUGCCUCUCCUUUGAUGUUGACUUGCUGCAGCAGGCCACUUGCCGUCCUCCAAAGGCAAGCAGGACAUCUUCUACUCCUUGAUCCAAACAUGUCUCCUUCCUGCUUGGGGUGUGAGACCCAGCGCAGCGUGUGGCUGGAAGUUCUACUGGGUGUUGAGAAAAUCUGGGUUCCAGGACCCUAGUGAUCCAUGAAACUCACCGGCUGAUUUGAGUCCCAGGGUUGCCAGAAGGACAAAUAUGGAGAAGAAAACCAUGUAUGCCGCUUUGAACUCCUUUAGAGAAAAAGUAGACUAUAAAUGUGACAAAGAAAUAAGCAAAGUAGAGAAGCUGAGCAUAGCCAAGACAUCUCUCUCCUUGCGGGGAACUGUGUUAGCACUUGCUUUCUGCAGCCUUGGCUACCCAGGUUCACUUGCAGGUCUUGCUUCCCUAAUAGAGGAAGUUAAGGAUCAAUUAGGGGGCGGGGCAGUAAUAUCCAGGCAGCUGCUAAGGGAUGGUUUCCUAAGAGAAGGGAGGUUGCUCUGUGCCGUGAUCUGGAGAGCAGCCUGAAGCUGGCAUCCACUGUGCCUUUUGUUAUAAAGGUCUGUGCAUGGGUUUCCAGCUUCCUAUGAUGCAAAGCAGUAAUGAUUUGACAGUGGAUACAGUGCAACUCUUUUUGUUGGAAGUUCUAAAAGUAUUCAUAAUUUAUUAAUAAAACACCAAAGCAUAAA
Molecule: messenger RNA, 2484 nt
Organism: Pogona vitticeps (central bearded dragon)
Lineage: Eukaryota; Metazoa; Chordata; Lepidosauria; Squamata; Agamidae
Product: solute carrier family 25 member 36-A
Biological process (GO): pyrimidine nucleotide import into mitochondrion
Cellular component (GO): mitochondrion
Molecular function (GO): pyrimidine nucleotide transmembrane transporter activity
Source: RefSeq, a predicted model, not a curated record